Molecule: messenger RNA, 639 nt
Organism: Drepanopeziza brunnea f. sp. 'multigermtubi' MB_m1
Lineage: Eukaryota; Fungi; Ascomycota; Leotiomycetes; Helotiales; Drepanopezizaceae
Source: RefSeq, a predicted model, not a curated record
AUGGUUUUAAUAUCGCAAUACGUUUGUCCGAUCUUUCUGGCCUUAAGCUUUUUAUUUAUUAGAGCUCAAGGAGAAAGAAUACUUAUUGGCUAUCGAACAGUUAACGAAGCAGAAGCCCUGGCAAUUAAUAGCAAUAACAAGCCAACCAGAGACGAGAGGCUCGAUAGAGUAGGUCCAGUAAAUCAAUUGGGACAUGCCUUUUAUAUGACAAAUGAUCCUAUUGGCUGGCCGGGUUAUCGAGGGGUCGAGAAAUGGUAUUGUUACAUCAAAGCGGAUGUUGACAAAAUGCGAGAGGUGGGCAAAGUCUGGAUCCCACACUUUAUCGAAGAAGAGAACUUUGAUGGUGAGAUGGAGGUAAUCAACUUAUGGAGAGGAAACGAAGAGGAUAUAUUGGAUUAUAUCCACUCAAUGUUGCCAGACACCAUGCCCGAGAAAGUGCUACGCUUCUCUUACAUCAGUUUCGUCUUGGGUCGGAGGCUGCAAAUGGCCAUUCCAACUGCUAUGGUAAACAACGAUGACUUGGAUCUUUGGGCUCAAUGCUUUGAUAAAAAAAAAGAUCUGUGGGAAACUUCGGACGAAACCGUUCUUUGGGAGAAUUGGGGUAUUGUUGGAGACCCUGGAAGACCGAGCUUUCAAUGA